Molecule: messenger RNA, 1002 nt
Organism: Rhipicephalus sanguineus (brown dog tick)
Lineage: Eukaryota; Metazoa; Arthropoda; Arachnida; Ixodida; Ixodidae
Exons: 1
Coding region: 1-1002 (333 amino acids)
Biological process (GO): DNA integration
Molecular function (GO): nucleic acid binding
Source: RefSeq, a predicted model, not a curated record
AUGGACGCCCAUUCGAAGUGGGUUGAGGUGUUUGUCAUGAGAACAACAACAAGUGAAAAGACGGUAAAGAAAUUGCGAGGUGUUUUUGCGGCCUACGGACUACCAGAGGAGAUCGUGACCGACAACGGGCCCCAAUUCACAUCGCAGCACUUCGGAACAUUCCUGAGCAGGAAUGGAAUUCAUCAUUCCAAAUCUCCUCCCUAUCACCCAGUUUCGAAUGGUAGCGCCGAACGGUGCGUUCAGACCGUCAAGAAGGACUUGUUUAAACAGAUACUAUACGAAGAAAGAAAAGGAGACAAGAAGUCCAUACAACAUCGCAUAGACCAAUUUCUCUUCAGUUAUCGCAACACCCCGUCCAGCACCACUGGUGAGACCCCGGCCCAGAUCUUCUUGUCGUGGCAGCCAAGAACCAGGCUGAGUCUGCUGCACCCGGAAAUGGAACAGCGCAUGUGCGAAAAGGGGGAGCAGGCGAAGCUCCACGCAGACCAGAAACGAGGGCCAUGGAGAGACUUUUGGGAAGGCGACCAGGUUUUGGUAAAAGGACUCCGCCCGGACGACGACAAAUGGCUGUUGGGUACAAUUGCUCAGCGGUGCAGCGCAUGCACGUACAUUGUCCGCGUCGGAGACGAGGACCGAUACGUUCACGCUGAUAACCUGCGACUGCGUACAUUUCAGGAGAACCGGAGGUGGCUUAAGGCGGCGGGAACAGUACUGGACGGGCCGAGAGUGGAAAACAAGGGUCCCCUCUUCAGGGACACUAGAGAGCACACCUCGGCCAGCACGCCUACUCGGCUCAACGAUCAGGACCAACCAGCAUCGAACUUGACGUCACCAGCAGAUGAAUCGGCAGGGCCUUCUACCGAGCCGUCUCCGGGCUUUCUACACGACAGCGGCCCGACGCUCGACAGUGGUCCCCAUAACGGCGACCCCUCGGGACAAUCAACACCGCAUCUUCGACGUUUUACCCGGUUGAGGCGACCGCCAGACCGUUACGUGCCGUGA